UGACGUUGGGGAUCGAAUGAAUCAGUAGUAAAGGCGUAAUGGUAUCCAAGCGGUAUUGCGAACUUCUGAUUACGUAAAUAAUGCCUUCGUACUGACGGUUUAUAUCAAGUUUCAAGUUCUAUAUCCAUGAGGCGAAAAUGGGACACUCGUGCAGUCGAUGGCGUUGCUUUUGUUUGCUGAUUCUUGGAAGUUGGUUCGUUAUAUUCAUCCUCACGGACGAGCCAUUCGGCCUAUCACUGCCAAUAGAGUGUAAAAGACUUGAUACUGAAUUAUUUUUGGAUCUCGAGGGAGAGAUGGAUGGCGUCAACGACAGAGCCGAAGUUUUAAGGGACUAUGCAUUGAAGUGCUUCCCGACAGACUGGACAGUGAUGCUGUAUAAAGAUGGCACAUCUUCGUCUGAAAUGGACUUUAAGCAGGGUUUUGGAUUCUUUGAAUUUCUAAGCGAAAUCGUCAAUCAGGAUCAAGCGACACAAGCCUCGAUAAAAGCUAAGUUAGACGUGUUACAGUUUCAACACAAAUGCGCAAUUAUAGGAAACAGUGGUAUCUUGGUAAACAGCAGCUGUGGUAACGAAAUCGACAACAAUUAUGAUUACGUCAUCCGGUCAAAUAUUGCUCCAAUCAGAAACUUCGAAAGAGAUGUUGGCACGAAAACUAAUCUGACAGUACUGAAUUACAGUAUAACAAAUACGCUAUAUUUAGUUUUCUCCAGUUCUGGUCAAACAAAGGAGAAGGCCAUAUUCAUGGAACGCUUACGUUGGUUAAAUGAUUCCGUUUUAUGGUAUCACAAAGGCGCAAGAACACGUUUUUGGGCGAAAAGAAAGCUGAGAUAUUUAGCGAAUGAACUUAAAAUAUCAUACAAUCUACCAAUACGGAUAGCUUAUACAUAUACGCCGAUGGAACAUCUUACAAAAUGGUUUUGGUCAAUUGACGUCCCAUACACAACAACUGGACUGAACAUGUUCACUGCCGCUGCAGCAUUUUGUGCGGACAUUACUCUAUACGGAUUUUACCCGUUUAAGAUCGACAAUAGAGGGCGUCAAAUUCGUCACCAUUACUUUGAAAAUCUUCAAUUCGACUACAAUUACAACCGAAUCCACAAUUUCCAAAAGGAGUUUAGCUUACUUCAAACGUUGGACAAAAUGAAUGUUUUGCAUUUGAAAACAACGCCAUGUAUAGAGUAUAUAUGACUUGAGUAUACUGGAAAAUAAUAGUACUUCAAUACAAUACUAGAAUAUGCCAGGUCUGUCUGGGAUUUAGCAGAAUUGAGUUUGUCCUGUACUGGGAUAACACUGUCAUAUCAAGGGGUAUUAGAAUAACUACUGCGUCAUAUUACCAAGUUCAAUCGCUUUGUCAGUUUAUUCUGAUCGCAGCGAAAUAGAAUAGGAGGCAACUGAGAGCAUAAAACUGGCGGUUCUUCAGUUGCUUUCUGAGUGUCAAACUUAACAAUAUCUUAGCAACAAUAUCUUAGCAACAAUAUCCAAGGGGCGGGGUUUAGCGGAAAGGCCCAUUACAAGAGUGAUUAUCAAGUUCUACAAUAUUGUACUGUACAUUUUAAUGGCUUUGACUACACCUUUUAGAGCGAGAUUUCUUCUGUACUUAAUAGCAACAUUUUAAUUUAUCCAUUUUGUGUAACAAGGCUUUUUUUCCAGGCCUACUCAAGCAGCCAUGCUGCCAUUUCUGAUGUAAAUCAACUGCAUUGAUAAAUACGAAUUUAGCUAUAUGAUCAUAUCGUAACAAUUGGCCCCUAAUAAUAGUAAUAAUGAUAAUAGAUACCGUAGUAUUUAUUUUUAUUAUGCAGGGCGUUAGUUUGGUUUGUUUUGUUCAUGAUAUGCCAAUGAAACGUUAAAUGCUAUACAUAGAUGUCUUGUGAUUGAUUACCAACUGCGUCCUAACUGAGUCUAAACUACUCAAGGAAGAUUGCACCUCCCUUCUCACUAUCUUCUUAAUCGAACCACGACAUAAUAUGUUGGGUGGGUGCUGGAGAUAUUCUCCAAAAUUACUUUAGAUUAAAUACUCCUUUACCAUCGCUGAUUCGUGAUGGCAUUCAGACCCCUGCAAAUGUGACCCUGUUGUGUGGGCCAAUGAGGAAAACGAUGGGGCAGUGGAUAGGGACGGCUUACCAUAACCUUUGGUGUAGCAUAGCUAAUUGUUACCACCUUAAUAAUGCUUGCUCAUGUAAGCUGUGCGGUAAUUCCGUAAACCUCACCAGGCAGCAUUUACUGGUGUGUCCUUGGGUGACGGUGGAUGUUGGGGUACACAAAAACUUAAGGAUGGUUGAACGCCUACUUUACCAAAUUAAGUAAAUAAAUAAGUAAAUUAGGUGUAAUAAUAAAAUAAAUGAUUAUACAAAAAAGUGAUUAAAUUCCGUUGCAUGUUCCUCAAGAUUUUUUCAUGGUGACUCUGGUUUGCGUGAAAGUUAUGUUUUACCUGUUGGGCCAUGUGGCCGUGUAUUCAAUUUUUGAAUAAAGUGUGCCUAAAUACAAAA
This is a messenger RNA of Anneissia japonica, 2485 nucleotides long. Its product is annotated as CMP-N-acetylneuraminate-poly-alpha-2,8-sialyltransferase-like. The transcript is spliced from 5 exons. Bases 138 to 1187 code for a protein of 349 amino acids. Gene Ontology annotation, biological process: oligosaccharide metabolic process; N-glycan processing. Gene Ontology annotation, molecular function: alpha-N-acetylneuraminate alpha-2,8-sialyltransferase activity. Lineage: Eukaryota; Metazoa; Echinodermata; Crinoidea; Comatulida; Comatulidae. The record is from RefSeq and is a predicted model, not a curated record.